This is a messenger RNA of Helianthus annuus (common sunflower), 1176 nucleotides long. RefSeq names its product bZIP transcription factor 11. Gene Ontology annotation, cellular component: nucleus. Gene Ontology annotation, molecular function: transcription cis-regulatory region binding; DNA-binding transcription factor activity. The transcript has 2 exons. The record is from RefSeq and is a predicted model, not a curated record. Bases 496 to 978 code for a protein of 160 amino acids. Gene Ontology annotation, biological process: positive regulation of DNA-templated transcription. Lineage: Eukaryota; Viridiplantae; Streptophyta; Magnoliopsida; Asterales; Asteraceae.
CUUUUUGUUUUUGGUCACCAAUUUCUGUUACCUACUGUUUUUCACCUUCGUCCCCAUCCCACAAUCACCAGUCCCACCUUUUUAUUCCACCAAUUCCUUUAUUCUAUAUAAUCACCCCUCUUCCUACCUUCCCAAACCCUUUCCUACUCUCUUUUCUCUCUUAUUUUUUUUAUUCCAGUUUCUUAUUUCCGGCGAGUAAAUCGGAAACCCGUCUGAUACUUCCCGAUCUUCACGCCGGAAACUUGAUGUAUGGGCUGUUAGAGAUUAAUGCCUUCUGUUCUCUGUGAAAUCCUCCGAUCCGGGUUUAUGAUAAAUUCCUCACUAAUCCGCCGGAUCCAUCUUGUUCAAUCGUUUUCUGUCGUCUUUCUCUACUGGUUUUACGUUUUCUCGGAGGUUAACUCCGACUUCCGUCUUGAUCCUGUCUGUUAGUUCUUCUUGUUCUUGUUCUUUCUUCAAGUAUUUUUAUAUAUUAGUUUUUCUGAAUCCCCAUAACCCAUGGCUUCUUCAUGCGGAAAUUCAUCCGGAUCUGAUGGUGGCCGAAGCAGAGAUUCACCACCGAAUGACGGCUUGAUGGACGAGAAGAAGAGGAAGAGGAUGGAAUCCAACCGUGAAUCUGCACGCAGAUCACGGUUGAGGAAACAAAAGCAUGCCACGGAUCUAACGGCUGAAUCGAACAAGAUAAAGAACGAUAACGAUCAGAUCCGGGCCACAAUCAACGUUACGACACAGCGAUUCAUCGAAAUCGAAGCAGAGAACUCUGUUUUGAGGGCUCAAGUGAGUGAACUUAGCCAGAGGCUAGAGUCCCUCAAUGAGAUCUUGAAUUCCAUGAAGAUGAAUGCCAAUUGUACAACCACUCAAUGCAUGAGUGGUGGUACAGAUGGGUUGUUUGAGUUUGAUUUGUUUGAGAAUCCAUGGAACAUGAUGGGUUUUAAUCAACAACCUAUCAUGGCUUCUGCUGAUAAUGUGUUUGGGUACUAGUGGAUCAUGACAUGAUGAAAGGGUUGAUGUUUUGUGGGGUUGUAGUUUUAUGGGUUUGUGGGGUUAUUAGGCUUUUUAUGUUGUAAGGUGUAAUAUGGGUUGUGAUGGGACAUUAUCAACUAUUGGAGCUAGAUAUUAAUGCUUGUAUUGUGUUUUUAUGUUAUGUGGUUUUGUUAAGUAUUUGUGUUUGUGUUUGUA